AUGCCACAAGGAGUUACAGUUUGGAGAAAGAAUGGCACAGAGCUACAAACAGGAUGGAAAUAUCGUGUAGAUGCCUAUAGUGAUGAUGAUUACACCAUCACCUUGAGUUUGCGUAUACGUCAGAUAUCCAAAGAAGAUUAUGGAGUGUACACAUGUGUGGCUUCCAAUCGAUUAGGACAUGAUGAAGAAACUAUGAUCUUGUAUGAAAUAGGAGUGUCCAGUAAAAAACCAAGCACAGUAAGUUCUGUGAAACCAGAAUAUGGUCCUGAUUUAAACGGCCAUGGGCAGGUCAUUGAGAGUUCUAACAAUGGUAGAAAAAGACCAGAUGUUUCAAUUGUAUCGUACAAUUCGUAUCACACCAAGACCACUCCACAUGGAAGUGGAAGUGCUCACAUUGAACAAGGUUUAUAUACAGAUAGAGCGGCUGAAUCCUGUUUCACAGUGUCGUCGUCCAUUUUGACCGUGAUUGCCCUGUUAUCAACAUUUGACCUGCUUUCUGUUGCGUGA
Acanthosepion pharaonis is the source of this 507-nucleotide messenger RNA. NCBI's taxonomy places the organism in Eukaryota, Metazoa, Mollusca, Cephalopoda, Sepiida, Sepiidae. The record is from the annotation of a GenBank genome assembly.